Molecule: messenger RNA, 675 nt
Organism: Ambispora gerdemannii
Lineage: Eukaryota; Fungi; Glomeromycota; Glomeromycetes; Archaeosporales; Ambisporaceae
Source: the annotation of a GenBank genome assembly
AUGACAGAAUCAAAAAAUAUUGAUAGAGAAUGGAGACCACCCGGCGAGAACGAUAAAAGGUCACCGUGCCCCGGUUUAAAUAUUUUAGCGAACCAUGGAUACUUACCACGUGAUGGUAAAAAUUAUACAACUGAACAAAUGCGUGACGCAAUGGAACAUUUUAACGUGUCAAAAGGACUCGCUUAUGUACUAGCAAAAGGCUCGAUUCUAUUGCUUGGUGAGAAUGGGAAAUUAUCAUUAGACCAACUCAAUACCCACAACGUAAUAGAACACGACGCGUCACUCUCACGAAAAGACGCCAGUCUCGGCGACAACUCAAAAGUCGACCAAAAACUAGUUGACCAAAUCGUAUCCUUACAUGUUAACGAAAAAAUCAAUGAAGAAUCAUUGGCAAAAGCACGAAAUAUUCGUGAAAGUCAAUCUCUGAAAGAAAACAAGGAUUUCACAUUCGGAUUAACACAGAGAAUGCUGUCGUUUGGCGAAUCGGCGAUUUUUCUUCUGACGUUUGGUAGCGAUAAAAAAGAAAUUAGUGUAGAUGAUUUGAGAUGUAUUCUUGGUGAAGAGAAGCUUCCAAAGAAUUGGAAGCCGAGCGAGAAGAGAAUCACGCUUUGGAGUGUGAUUAGAUUGGCGGGAGAGAUUCGGAAGAAGGCAGAAGCGUUUAGAUCGAACUUGUAA